AUGUCUCUCUCCGCACCUAGCACAGACCCCGCCGUCCUCGCCGCGCAAGAAAUCAGCGCUGAGCAGACCUUCCGCACCUUCACAACCAGCACCGCCUGGACCCUCGGUAAUGCCCUGCGAGAGCGAAUCCUGUCUCUCCCCGAUGGACAACGCAAGCCCGCUCUGAUCUCCAUUGCUCUCGCAACCGCAACAUCCGGCGGCCUUCCCCCGCACGUGGUAUUCCAGUCCGCAACGGAGAGUGGCACCAUUCCGGAUAACGAGAACUGGGUGCGCCGCAAGCGGAACACCGUGCUCCGGUGGGGGUUGUCUAGCUGGGCGAUGAGACAGAAGACCGUGGGCGGAUUAACGGCUGGGGCUUCGGCGGAUCAAAUCGAGGCUGCUUUUGUUAACAAGUACGCUGUUGCCAGUGCGAAUGGCGGCGCCGUUGCUGAUGAAUAUGCCAUCCAUGGUGGUGGGUACCCGGUUCGUGUGGCUGGUGUCGAGGGCAUUGUUGCUGUUGUGGUUGUUAGUGGGUUGAAGCAGGAGGAUGAUCAUCAGGUGGUCGCCGAGACGAUCAAGGAGGUCAUUGCCAAGCAGAACUAA
Molecule: messenger RNA, 582 nt
Organism: Penicillium salamii
Lineage: Eukaryota; Fungi; Ascomycota; Eurotiomycetes; Eurotiales; Aspergillaceae
Source: the annotation of a GenBank genome assembly